Messenger RNA from Drosophila persimilis, 6431 nucleotides. RefSeq lists its product as uncharacterized. The record is from RefSeq and is a predicted model, not a curated record. The coding region runs from base 46 to 6366 and encodes 2106 amino acids. Lineage: Eukaryota; Metazoa; Arthropoda; Insecta; Diptera; Drosophilidae. Gene Ontology annotation, molecular function: small GTPase binding. Gene Ontology annotation, cellular component: RZZ complex; cytoplasm; kinetochore microtubule. The transcript has 14 exons. Gene Ontology annotation, biological process: mitotic sister chromatid segregation; mitotic spindle assembly checkpoint signaling; protein localization to kinetochore involved in kinetochore assembly.
AUUUUUUGCAAUUUCUUAAAUAAAAUCGAAACAAACUACUGCAGGAUGUGGAGCAACUUUGAGGCAUCCCCUUGUGAAGAUGAGACAAUUUCGAAUGUGUUCUCCUCGAGGGGCAUGUUCCGGAUUAGCAGCGAGGAGGAGGUCGAGAAAUACCCAGAGGUUUUGGCAUCAGUGCAAUGUGGUAAAAUGGUGAUAUCCAUAGACAAGAGCCUCCUGCUGCUGGAGGACGAGCUGGUGGCCAAGUGCAGUUUCCUCAGUUUCAGUUCCCAAAUUGAAGCCAUUGCCAUCUCCAGCAGCGGCAAUCUGAUUGUGUGCGGGCUCAGCGAUGGCGAAGUUCAUGGUGUGUUCAUCAAGGGAUUGCUUCUGUUCAGCGUUUGCGUGAACCUGGAAGAUGUGAGCCUCUCGGGUGGUGGCACCUUCAGGAGCAUCCAUCAAUGCGAUCAGCGAUUUUACUUCACCUGCAAAAAUGGCAGCAUCUAUGGCUUGAGCGAAAUUGAUGAAGCCACCUUGGAGUCUGUGGCGAAUAUAACCCUCAAUGACAACGAGACGAUUGCCUGUGAGAAGGCCAUUCUCGAUGAUGUCACCAUCAAGCGGAUUUCCAAGGGCCGCCCGUCGGGAAAUGUCGACUGCGCUGUACUUUUCCAGCAGCUGACGCCGGCUGGUCACAUUUCCGCACAGAAUAAUCAGGAAGCUCGUGGUGCCGAUCACGCCUUGAUCAUCUACGGGGAUCUGGGCACGGCAAACUUCAAGACGAAUUCCAAUGAUGUGACCCGCAUUAGUCUGCCUGCUCAUUAUGGCAGCCUUAAGCAAAUCUACAAUCUGGAUGGUUGUGUGAUUGCUCUGACCACCUCCGGUCAUCUGCUGGACAUCUGUCCGUACACGCGCACUGUGAAUUUGUGCCAAUCGUCGCAGGGUCGGAACUUGUUGAUCGAGGAUUUGCUCGUCAUGGAGUGCAGCGAGGAGAGCAUUGAGCUUCAGAUACUAACCAAGCCAACGGACGAGGGGCGCUUAAUGAAAAUUGUGGAGUAUCCUUCUCUGAGAUGCAAAAACGAGGUGGAAGUGCCAGAGCACGCCUGGCUAGUGCGCCAGCCAAAGUGUGCCGUAAAUCUGUAUUAUUUGGCAGCCAAGGAGGCGAACAAAAGCAGUCUGCCCUCCAUGGUGGAAAUGAUGCUCGUCUCGGAGACGGAUCCCAGUGAUCGGUUCAAGAAACUCGUGGCCAAGGGCCGGCUGGAGGAGGCAGAGGAGUUUGGCAAGCAAUUCGAGCUGUGCCUGCAGCCGAUCUUUGAGGCCAGGGCCAAGCGCAUUCUGGUGGAGCUCUGCAACUCCGAUUCCCAUUUGAAAGCCCCCGAGGGGGAUGCCAAAUUCCAGACCCUUCUAGAGUUGCUCUCGCAGAUUGAGAGCAAAGCGUUUAUUAAGAACAAUCGGAUGAUCAAUCUGAGUUCGCGACACAUUCUAGAGCGCUAUCUGCGCGAGAUCCAAAAGCGUUUGAGCUUCGAGGAGGAUGAAGAGGAUAUGCUGGAGAUUGACGAGCAACUGCAUCGUCUCAAGACUCUGGCCAUCACCGAUCCGUACGAGUGCAACAGCGAUUGGCAAAAGUUCAUCUACGACAACAAUUUGGUGCGUGUGGUCAAGUCGCUGUUCAACACCGAUAUGCCCACGGCCUGCCUCAUCUGGCGCCGGCACUCGAGCAGCAUUCUGCCGCACCUCAACGAGGAUGAGCUGCGCACGCUGCUCGGCUUCAUACCGAGCAACACGAAGCCCUUUAACAUUGUCCAGUGGCUACGCCAGUUUAUACCGAUGGUCAGCAAUACGCAUCCCAGCAUUAUGCCAUUCAUAACUGACUGGAGCAUUGAAAUGACGCGCAAACUUCAGUACAACACACAUUGGCCAAACAUUGGACUCGAGUUCUCAACCAAAAUCUUGGAAAUAUUCGAGGAAAUUCAAUUUACAUAUUCCGAUGUGCGACGGCAGCAGGAACGGAAUGUGGGAAAGCUGCGGGACCUGGUCAAUGCCCUGCAGGAUUUGUUUGUGCUGAAGACCAACUACAACAUGGGCUUCACAUUGGACAACUACAUGCAGGACUCGAUUGAUGCCACUGCCCUGAGCAUACUGCAGCAUGUGCAGCUGGAUAAGCUGCAGCGGCUGGUGAAGGACUUUAUGUACCCCAUAUUCCAGGAGAAGGGACGCCAGCCGCUGGCCGUGAUCAAGCAGUACAUCGCCCAGCUGGUGGCCAGUCGUCAGUCGUCCAGUAAAUGGCUGGAGCGUGCAAUGGCCUGCAUCGAGCUGCUGCACAACGAGGACAGCCGCUUGGAGUGCGCCCUGUCAGUGCUGCAGAAUGCCCCUGUGCCUUGGCCCGAGGCCCUGGGGCCGCUGAUCAAGCUGCGCACCUCCACGCACCCGCUGGCCAUGAAGAUCAAUGCCGAGUACGAGAUACAGGUGAUCAAGAUCAUGAAAGUCAAGUACGGCUGGCCGGCAGACAGCUCGGCGGACAUCAAUCUGGAGCUGUUCAUGAUGCGCAUCGUGAAGCUGAAUCUCCCCGACAUGCUGGAUGAUAUUUGCACACUAACCAAGGCGGCGCCAGAGAUCUCGGUCAGCGCCAAUUUCAACUGCUGCUACCAGAUGGCCAGACGGGGACAAAUCGAGAUGGCCUACGAGUUCUUCAAGACUCUGGGCAGCGAAAAGAACGACAAGCAUCGACGCGAUGUGGUGGAGAUCUUUGCCAAUCUGCUGGAGAACAGCUCCUCUGCGUCGUUCAUCAACGAAGCCAAAGUCCAAGAGCACCUGAAUGUCCUGGAACUCUUUAAACUGUUCCUGCCCCACGUUGAAUCUGUGUACGAGCGUCGCUACCUGAUCAUCAAGCAUCGCUUCCAUCUACGCGAGAAAUUCAACAUUGAGCUGAGCUGCAGCGGCGAGCUUAUCCCUCUGCUUCGGCGCCACGAGCUCCUUGACGAGGCCAUAGAACGGAUCAUUGAGCGGGCUCAGGCCACGCUGAAUGUGUCCGCCUUCAUAGCCAGCGAAAUAAGCGAACUCUGCACGGCCCUGGAUCUCUCAAAGGUGUUUGGGAUGCAGCGGCUGUGCCAGCGUGUGGCAUGUCUGCCCCUCAGCUGUGCCUUGGCCUACCAUGUGCUGCAGUUCAUCGACUGUGUGCCGGGCAACAGCGGUGACUUCAUCAACCUGGCAUUGGAGCUGAUUGUCCAGCAAAUUGAAUCGGCCAAGGGCAACAAUCAGGACUCUCCAUCCUCGCUGCAACUGAUCACCGAAAGUGAUCCCCUGAGCUUCCCCCUCGCGUAUGAUCUGCUGACGUCUGCCUUGCUGCAUGAACGCAGCCGUCGACGGGAUCUUGUGGAUCUCAUAAAGUACAUUCGUGUGGCUGUCAUUCACUAUCCCUUGGAUGCCAUCGCAACGUACUACAAUGGCAAGGAGCAGACGAUCAACGAUCACAUAUGUCGCGCCCUGGACGGCACGGCAAUGGCUCUGGGCGAGACAACGCUCAACUUUACGAGCGCCCUCAAUGGAUCGUUUGAUGUGAAGCCUCUGUCGCAGCAGCUGCUGCCGCCGCCAUCAGCGAAGAAACGCUACUCGGUGUCCAUGUUCGAUGAGGUGGAAGUGCAGCCAGUACAGCAGCCGCAGAAGAAGAGGAACAUCAGUGGUCGCCUGCCGAUCGUCAAGUUCUUGGCACGCACUCUCCUCGUGAUGAUUACUGAGACGGAGCCAAAUAAUUCCCUGCUGAUGCAAGUGCGCCAAUCACUGGCGGAGAAUGUCAAGGAAGACAUCGAUGGGGCACGCGCCGACUUCUUUGUGUCGCUGGAGUAUCUGACCAAGGCCAAGGAGCACGAUGUGUGGUAUGUGAUGUCGCAGUAUCUGCUGGACUAUCAGAAGCAGAACUGCAGAAAGAAGAGGAUCAUCAAUGAACGCUUCAUCACGCUGCAGCUGAGGCGGAUAUUCCGUAAUGCGAUGAGCAACAAGGAUGCAAACUUCCUCGAGCUGUUCAGCAUGCUGGUGGCCGAUGGCGAGUCCGUGGCCAUGCUCGAGAAGCUCUCUACGGAGGUGAAGACCGAUCAGCAGAAGAUCAACUUCCUAACGCUCUCCGCCAUGUACAACGAACACAUUGAGGACGCGGACAAUGUGCAAAUGAUACGCGCCAAGCGCCUUAAACUAUACUAUUACCUGGAGUUCUGCCAGCAGGAUCCACGGAUCAAGGGAAAGUUCAAUGCGGACAUGGACAACAUUGAGCAUCUGCUGAAGGAGUUCCACAACAAGCAGCUGGACGUGCAGCUGCUGGAGCGCAUGAGCCGCGACUUUGGCUUUGACUAUCAAAAGAUUCUGAUCACCCAAAUUCUAAGCAUACUGAAUGCCCAGGAGCUGCGGUUCGAGAUCAAGCGGGACACCUUCGGCGACGAGGAACUGGUCAUGCUGAGCAGCGCCCAGGAGAUGCGGGAGAUGUGCCAGCCGUACAUCAAUGAGAUCAAGAAUGUGGAACUCUUUACCUCCAAGCUAAAGCAGUUUAUCGAAGAGAUCAACAUCUAUUUCUAUGAGCUGUACAUGUGCGUCAUCAACAUCUUAAUGUUCUUUGAUGCUGCCCCCAAAGAGAUGGAGAUCUGGACAAAUAUCUUACACUUUCUGCGCCACAAGAUGAUCACGCGACGACGCAAUCGUCCGGGCCAACUAGAGACAGACAUGUGGCUCAAAUCGCAGCGGGAGAAUGGUGUUCUACCGAAAAUCGCACGCUAUCGUUUGCCCUUCAAGCCGAUAGUCGAGCAACCGCUAAAGGAUAUACUCGAUAGCGAACUGAAUGUGGACAACUGCCAAAGCUGGUUCCCGCUUAUCCAAAUGUAUACGGCCCUCAAGGGCUCCAAGGACAGUAACCAGAACUGUGACUACUUCUGCAUGUCGGCCGUGAAGAAUUCAAUAUCCGAAUACAAGUCCAAGAACGAGUCGGAAUCAUGGAGUCUGCAUCCCACAAACAAUGCCUUUCUGAAGUCCAUACUGCGGCUCGUCAAGAAGGUGCAUAAUCCGAACAAGGCCUUUCUCAUACUCUACUUUGUGUCGAACUAUGCCCGCGAUGGGGCGGACAUGGUGGAGGCCUCCUACGAGUGCUGGAACUUCAUCAAGGAGAACGGCCAUCUGAUCACCGAUGCCAAGAGUCAGGAGCAGGUGGCCAAGGUCAAGCGGCGCUAUCCCAUACAGAAGACCCAACACUUGCUGUAUAUCUAUGGCCUGACCGACGAGAAGCUGCUGCGACUGGUGGAGAAUCCCACGGAGCUGAUACACAGCCUCUACCACCACGAGCUGAUCAUCAAGUCCAGCAAGGUGGACAUCAAUGCCUUGGUCACGGAGAUAGCCAAGCUGCACGAUCUCAAUCUGGGCUCCAUACAGUUCCGUCUGCUGCAGAAGUGGCUCUCGGUGACCAUGGAGCCGGCGGAUAGCACUAUGCUGGAGGAGACAUUUAUGGAAGAUCAGAACUGGUCCGAUCAGAACGGUGGAGGCGACACCAACGGCAGCAAUGGCAGCAGCAGCAACGAUGAUGCCAGCGAGAAUGUGGUGCGUGCAUUUUACAUACUCAGCAGCUGGCCCAAAUCGGAGGCGGUCAAGUUUCUGGUGGGCCUGAUAUUCAAGGGAGGCUCCGUGAACACCUCCACCCAGCUGCAGAUGUACGAGUGCUAUUCGAAGCUCAACGAUGGCAGCAACUCCUUCACGAACACGAUCAGCCAGCGACAGUUUAUCACGAUCAAGUGCGUCCACGAGCUGAAGGCCCUCGGCUACAAGUCGAACAUUGACAAGUUCGCCGAUGACCACUUCAACAAGAUCGAUAUUCUGAAGUUUAUAUGGCAGCGCAAUGCUGAGAAUCCGCUCUCCCUUGAGGUGAUGGCCAACAUCUGUCUGGGCUUCGAUAUACAUCUGCCCAAGAUCUGGAACGGCAUCCUCAAGCGUAUGGUGAUGUUUCACAUGCUGCGCGAACUGAAUGCCCUGCUGGAUGUACUCAGUUGUAAGCCACAGCUGCUGCAUCUGGAUGGACUGGCUCUGGCCUGGGACUAUGUGCUCUGUCAUCCUCUGAAGAAUGCCGUGCAGACGCGUUCCUUUGCCCAGGAAGAGCAGCUAAACAAGACCCUGUUGCGGCUGCAAGGCUGCCCAGUGGUGCAUGCCCUGAAUCUCAUACAGUUUGCCGAGCUGUGCAUCCUGAUUCAUCGACCCCACAUGGCAGCGGCCAUACUCAGCUUCUGUCAGAGCUCAGAGCAACGCGAAAAGAUCAAAAAGCUAAUUGCUAGCCGCCAAGGGGAAAAUCUACGGCAACAGAUACUGGAUUUGGAAGAGGCUGGCCUGCUGCCUGUUGUGCUUAACUUUGCCCUCAAAGAAUUGAAGCUCUAGGCGUGGAUGUAUCCCUCUCUUAUCCUUCUAUUCUCAUGGAAAUAUAAUAAUAAUAAUACAUUGAA